Messenger RNA from Rhododendron vialii, 2737 nucleotides. Its product is annotated as calmodulin-binding protein 60 A. The record is from RefSeq and is a predicted model, not a curated record. The transcript is spliced from 7 exons. Lineage: Eukaryota; Viridiplantae; Streptophyta; Magnoliopsida; Ericales; Ericaceae. The coding region runs from base 861 to 2435 and encodes 524 amino acids. Gene Ontology annotation, cellular component: nucleus. Gene Ontology annotation, molecular function: DNA-binding transcription factor activity; calmodulin binding; sequence-specific DNA binding. Gene Ontology annotation, biological process: regulation of salicylic acid biosynthetic process.
GGGCAUCUCCAAGAAGAAGCAAAAUGAUAUUCACGCCAACUUUAAAUAUUCAUGUCAUGAAAAAGCACUUCAAGAGUACGUAGUAGUAGUAGUAGUAGUGAAAGUUCUACAAAUAUCCAACUCAUCAAAGAAAUUGGGCAAAGAUUCAAUUCUUUGACUGAGUGGCCCUUAAAAAUCAAAUAAAGAGCAAACAGAGCUGAAGUUUAAGAGCCCCUUCGAGUGCAGUUUCUCUUAGUGACUCUUCAACUUGCCACAUAAGUCAUCAAGUUGAAUCCUCCAUUUGCUUCCUCUCUUGGAGUUGCUUGUAAUGCUCAACUUACCUCUUGGCUAAUUACUCGGGGGUUUUGUUUUUUCAUUCCUUUUGGUGCAGGUUUAGGCUCCAUAUGCUUGUAUACCUAAUACCUUAAAUUUGUCUUCGUGAAAUUGUGUAGGUGUUAUUCAUAUUCUGAAAUGUUAGUGAAUUCUCUUUGCUCAGUUGAGAAUUGGGUUGCCUUGGGCUUUGAAUUCUUUCGGCAAUGAGAUAGGAGGAUUUUGAUAGAAUUCCGUAGGAAAGGAUGAAAAAAAUAGCUACUCCGUGUAUUUUUUCCCAGUUAAGUGGGUUGUGGUGAUCUUAUCCAUAGCGAGCGUCUUGUUGAUUAUGAGCAAGAAUGCAGCCAAGAGACAAGUGGUCGCACCCCUAUUUUUUUACAAAAUAAAACCGUUACUAUACUAGUAAUAUUUUAUUUAAUGUGUAUUAUAUAGGCCCGCCACCUUAGGUUAAAAUCUGACUUCGUGUCUGACUCUGAGAGACGGAGUUGGUUGGUAUCAAAGAAUUCAGCCUUUAUUUUGUUGAACUGUGUAUUGGUGUGGUACUGGAGGUGAUGAACAUGCGCAAAGUCCAGCGGUAUAUGGAGCCAGUUCUGGAGCCCUUGAUUCGUCAAGUGGUAAAAGAAGAAGUUGAAUUGGCAAUAAAAAAGUAUUUGAUCCAUAUGAAGCGGCAUUCUGGGAAAGAGCUUCACUCUACAGAAUCAAGAAGCCUACAGUUACAGUUCAUACCCAAAAUCUCUCUUCCUGUAUUCACUGGAACUCGUAUUGAAGGAGAAGACUGUAGCACCUUAAAAGUGGCUUUAGUCGAUGCUCUUACUGGAGAAGUUGUUUACUCUGGGCCCGAGUCCUCAGCAAAGGUGGAAAUAGUAGUUCUUGAGGGAGAUUUCGAUGGCGAUGAAGGAGGCAAUUGGACCCUUGAAGAUUUUAAUAACAACAUUGUUAGAGAAAGGGAAGGGAAGAAACCCCUUCUUACCGGGGAUGCCUGCGUAAGUCUUAAAGAGGGCAUUGGCUUAGUGGGGGAGAUCUCCUUCACUGAUAAUUCAAGCUGGACAAGAAGCCGCAAAUUUAGUCUGGGGGCAAGAGUUUUGGAUAAUUUUGAUGGAGUCAGAGUAAGAGAAGCAAAGACUGAAUCCUUUAUUGUCAGGGAUCACCGCGGUGAAUUGUACAAGAAGCACCAUCCCCCAUCUUUGCUCGAUGAAGUGUGGCGGCUGGAAAAAAUUGGGAAAGAUGGAGCUUUCCACAAGCGUUUAAAUCGGGAAAAGAUUUACACAGUGAAGGAUUUUCUGACUGUGUUCUUCAUAGAGCCCACAAGGCUUAAAAAUAUUCUUGGCACGGGUAUGUCUGCUAAAAUGUGGGAAGUUACUAUAGACCAUGCUCGGACAUGUGUACUUGAUCCUGGGUUGUUGUUAUACUGCCCUCCUGGAUCUCAGCAGAAAACUGGUGUGGUCUUCAAUAUUGUGGGACAAGUUAUGGGAUUGCUUUCGGAUUGCCAAUAUGCUCCUAUUGAUAAGCUGUCUGAAACUGAAAAGGCUGAAGCAAAUAACUUGGUAAUAGCAGCAUUCAAACAGUGGACGGAUGUAGUCCCUAUAGACGACGAGGCCUCUCUUUUGGAUGGCUCUCCGUGCUUGUUCAAUAAUGAUCUAUACUCAGCCGUGGCAGAAACUUCUGACAGAUCUAAGAGCUUAACUUCACAAAAGAUUGACAAGUUUGAAUAUCCACAACCAAGCACGUGCUCUCCAGAUAUCUUGCCUUCCAUUUUCUCCAUUGGGGGUGUAAAUAGUUUAGAUGACUUUGGCUUGCAUACCCUCGACAAUAUGGAUUUUAGAUUCGACCAACCAUUAAAUUUCUCUAGUCAAGUUGUGAGUCCCCUGAUCAGAGAAACAGACUCCAUUACGCAAGGCUUCUGUGAGGAUGAGAAUUUGCAGUAUUUUGACUCCCUUCAACCUUCGAGUUCAAGUUUGGGAUCACCGUCUGAUCUACACAGUGCUGUGAAUAGCUUUCUAUCGGCUCGAUCUACAGCUUAUGCUCAGAGGAGAUGGAAAAUGUUAUUCAGUGUGCUGAGGUGGUUCUCCAUCAAGAGGAUUGUUGCCAAAAAAACCCUUGACAGAGAAAACCAGAGACAUCCUUAACUGACCAUGGUGUUCAGUUGCAGAGUAGGAAGAGUUUUCGUAUGUAUAGGAAGCUAGUUUUUAAGAAAUGUCUUCAUUUACUUCUGCUGCCGGCAUCUUCAUUUACUUCUGCUGCCUAGAUGCCGGAAGAGGUACUUGUCUUCGGGUUAGACUGUACUUUGUAGUUGUAUAGGUGUUGUGAUCUUCGCAAAUAUGGACCAUAGCUCGAAGAUUGUGGCUGUGAAACCCAGCUGCAUAAAGUUCAGUAGCUUGAAUACCAUAUCUUCGUUUUGAAUAGAAGCACAGCCCUUGUUUUCUGCCAA